CCCAUCUCCAUAUAGGGCUGAGCAACACUCUUUAUAUAGAGUGAUGGAGACCAGGGGAGACAGACUAGGGGGAGACACAAGGCACUGGACAUCCGGAAGUCGAGAUCCUUUCCACCAAACGUAUUCAAGGUGUGACCAAGGACAGGUUUAAGAAUGGGGGACAGUUUGAUGGCAGAGUUUGGUGCCGCAGCUUCCUAUCUGCGUAAGUCAGACAAGGAGCGUAUGGAAUGCCAGACUAGACCCUUUGACAUAAAGAGAGAGUGCUAUGUGCCAGACCCUGAGGUUGAGUACGUCAAGGCCACAAUCACCAGCAGAGAUGGGGCUAAAGUCACCGUUGAUACUGAGUUUGGAAAGACUGUUACUGUGAAGGAGGAUGACGUUCACCCCCAGAACCCGCCAAAGUUUGAUAAAAUUGAGGACAUGGCGAUGUUCACCUUCCUGCACGAGCCUGCUGUGCUGUUUAACCUCAAAGAGCGUUACGCAGCCUGGAUGAUCUACACCUACUCAGGGCUGUUCUGUGUCACUGUCAACCCCUACAAGUGGCUGCCAGUGUAUGAUCAGUCUGUUGUCAAUGCAUACAGAGGCAAGAAGAGGACAGAAGCUCCUCCUCACAUCUUCUCCAUCUCUGACAAUGCCUACCAGUACAUGUUGUCAGACAGGGAAAACCAGUCUGUUCUUAUUACCGGAGAAUCCGGUGCUGGAAAGACUGUGAACACCAAGAGGGUCAUCCAGUAUUUUGCCAGCAUUGCUGCUGUCAGUGGAAAGAAAAGCGCUGCAGAAGAAAAAAAGGGGACACUGGAGGAUCAAAUCAUCCAGGCCAAUCCUGCCCUGGAGGCUUUUGGUAAUGCCAAGACCAUCAGGAAUGACAACUCCUCUCGAUUCGGUAAAUUCAUCCGAAUUCAUUUUGGAGUCAGUGGGAAGCUUUCGUCUGCUGACAUUGAGACUUAUCUACUGGAGAAGUCACGUGUAACUUUCCAGCUCAAGGCUGAGAGAGAUUAUCACAUCUUCUACCAGAUCCUGUCCCAAAAGAAACCUGAAUUGCUGGAGAUGCUACUCAUCACCAGCAAUCCCUAUGACUACGCCUACAUCUCCCAAGGAGAGAUUUCUGUUACUUCCAUUAAUGAUUCAGAUGAGCUAAUGGCUACUGAUGAUGCCUUUAAUGUGCUUGGAUUCUCCCAAGAAGAGAUUAAUGGCAUUUAUAAGCUGACUGGGGCCAUCAUGCACUACGGCAACCUGAAGUUCAAGAAUAAACAGCGGGAGGAGCAAGCAGAGGCAGAUGGCACUGAGGAUAUUGACAAAGCUGCAUAUCUGAUGGGCCUGAACUCUGCUGACCUGGUCAAGGGGCUGUGUCACCCAAGGGUCAAAGUAGGAAAUGAGUGGGUCACCAAAGGUCAGAGUGUCGACCAGGUUAACUACUCCAUUGGUGCACUGGCAAAGAAAAUUUACGAGAACAUGUUCCUCUGGAUGGUGAUAAGAAUCAACCUUUCACUGGACACGAAGAACGCUCGCCAGCACUUCAUUGGUGUGCUGGACAUUGCUGGCUUUGAGAUCUUUGAUUUCAACACCUUUGAGCAGCUGUGUAUCAACUUCACUAAUGAGAAGCUGCAACAGUUCUUCAAUCACCACAUGUUUGUGCUGGAGCAGGAAGAAUAUAAGAAAGAGGGCAUCGUCUGGGAGUUCAUUGACUUCGGCAUGGACUUGGCUGCCUGCAUUGACCUCAUUGAAAGGCCCAUGGGUAUCAUGUCCAUCCUUGAAGAGGAGUGCAUGUUCCCCAAGGCCAGUGAUUCUACAUUCAAAGCUAAGCUGUAUGACACCCAUUUGGGCAAAAAUGCAUGCUUCCAGAAGCCCAGGAUUAUUAAGGGUAGACCAGAGGCACAUUUCUCCCUGGUUCACUAUGCUGGCACUGUUGAUUACAACAUUGGUAACUGGCUGGUGAAGAACAAGGACCCGCUGAAUGAGACUGUGGUCGGACUGUUCCAGAAGUCAAGUCUUAAGUUCCUGGCCAACCUCUUUGUGGGCUAUGCUGGUGCAGAAGGAGCACCUGAAGAAAAAGCGGCUGGAGGAAAGAAGAAGAAAGGCUCUUCCUUCCAGACUGUGUCUGCAUUGCACAGGGAGAACUUGGGUAAACUCAUGACCAACUUGAGGUCUACUCACCCUCACUUUGUGCGUUGCCUCAUCCCCAAUGAGACCAAGACUCCUGGGGCCAUGGAGAAUCCUCUGGUCAUGCACCAGCUGCGCUGUAACGGUGUGCUGGAAGGCAUCAGGAUCUGCAGAAAGGGCUUCCCCAACAGGAUCCUGUAUGCUGACUUCAAACAAAGAUAUCGCAUCCUGAAUCCAAAUGCCAUCCCUGAGGGUCAGUUCAUGGACAACAUCAAGGCAGCAGAAAAACUUCUGGGCUCUCUGGACAUUGACCACACCCAGUACAGAUUAGGACACACGAAGGUGUUCUUCAAGGCUGGUCUCCUGGGUACCCUUGAGGAGAUGAGAGAUGACCGUCUCGCUCUUAUCAUCACUGGAAUGCAGGCCCGAUCACGUGGUCUACUUGCCAGAAUUGAGUUCCAGAAAAUUGUUGAACGCAGGGACGCCUUGCUUGUGAUCCAAUGGAACAUUCGUGCCUUCAUGGGUGUCAAGAAUUGGCCCUGGAUGAAGAUGUACUUCAAGAUUAAACCUCUGCUGAAGUCAGCAGAGACUGAGAAGGAGAUGGCGAACAUGAAGGAAGAAUUCCUGAAGCUUAAAGAGGCUUAUGCUAAAAGUGAAGCCCGUAGAAAGGAGCUGGAAGAGAAGAUGGUCUCCCUUAUCCAAGAGAAGAAUGACCUGCAGAUCGCUGUCCAAACUUCAGAAGACACUAUUGGUGAUGCUGAAGAGAGAUGCGAGGGUCUGAUCAAGAGCAAAAUCCAGCUUGAGGCCAAAUCCAAAGAGCUGACAGAAAGACUGGAGGAUGAGGAGGAGAUGAAUUCAGAGCUGACUGCUAAGAAGAGGAAGCUGGAAGAUGAGUGCUCAGAACUCAAGAAGGACAUUGAUGAUCUGGAGCUCACUCUGGCUAAAGUGGAGAAGGAAAAGCAUGCCACAGAGAACAAGGUUAAAAACCUGACUGAAGAGAUGGCAGCUCUGGAUGAAAUCAUUGCCAAGCUGACCAAGGAGAAGAAGGCUCUGCAGGAGGCUCAUCAGCAAACGUUGGAUGACCUGCAGAGUGAGGAGGACAAGGUCAACACGCUGACCAAGGCCAAAGCCAAACUGGAACAGCAAGUUGAUGAUCUUGAAGGGUCUCUGGAGCAAGAGAAGAAGGUCAGGAUGGACCUUGAGAGAGCCAAAAGAAAGCUGGAAGGAGACUUGAAGUUGACCCAGGAGAGCCUAAUGGACCUGGAGAACGACAAGCAGCAAAUGGAGGAGAGAAUGAAGAAGAAGGACUUUGAGAUGAGCCAACUCAACAGCAAGAUUGAGGAUGAGCAGGCCAUGGGUGCCCAACUCCAGAAAAAACUGAAGGAGCUGCAGGCCCGCAUUGAGGAGUUGGAGGAAGAGCUUGAGGCUGAGAGAGCUGCCCGUGCCAAGGUGGAGAAACAGAGGGCAGACUUGUCCAGAGAGCUGGAAGAGAUCAGUGAGAGGCUGGAGGAAGCAGGUGGAGCCACUGCUGCCCAGAUUGAGAUGAACAAGAAGAGGGAGGCUGAGUUUCAGAAGGUGCGCAGAGACCUUGAAGAGGCUACUCUGCAGCAUGAGGCUACAGCUGCCACUCUGAGGAAGAAAAAUGCUGACAGUGUGGCUGACCUGGGAGAGCAGAUUGACAACCUUCAGAGAGUGAAGCAGAAGCUGGAGAAGGAGAAGAGUGAGCUCAGGCUGGAGCUGGAUGAUGUGGCCUCCAACAUGGAGCAGAUUGUCAAGUCUAAAACAAACUUGGAGAAAAUGUGCCGCACUCUCGAGGACCAGAUGAGUGAAUACAGGAUGAAAGCUGAGGAAGGACAGCGAUCCAUCAAUGAUUUCACCAUGCAGAAAGCAAAGCUUCAAACUGAGAAUGGUGAACUUGCCAGACAGCUGGAGGAGAAGGACUCUCUGGUCUCCCAACUGACCAGAGGUAAGCAGUCCAACGUUCAGCAGAUUGAAGACCUCAAGAGACAACUGGAGGAGGAAGUCAAGGCAAAGAACGCACUUGCCCAUGCAGUGCAGUCUGCUCGCCAUGACUCAGACCUGCUGAGGGAGCAGUAUGAGGAGGAGCAGGAGGCCAAGUCUGAGCUGCAGCGUGGCAUGUCCAAGGCUAAUGCUGAAGUGGCUCAGUGGAGAACCAAGUAUGAAACUGAUGCCAUCCAGAAGACCGAGGAGCUUGAAGAUGCAAAGAAGAAGCUGGCUCAGCGUCUGCAGGAUGCAGAGGAGGCUGUGGAAGCUGUUAAUGCUAAAUGCUCCUCCCUGGAGAAGACUAAACACAGACUCCAGAAUGAGAUUGAAGAUCUCAUGGUGGAUGUGGAGAGAUCCAAUGCAGCUGCUGCCGCUCUGGACAAAAAGCAAAGGAACUUCGACAAGGUCCUGGCUGAGUGGAAGCAGAAGUUUGAAGAGGCUCAGACUGAGCUGGAGAGCUCCCAGAAAGAGGCCAGAUCUCUCAGCACUGAACUCUUCAAACUCAAGAACUCUUAUGAGGAAUCUCUGGAUCAUCUGGAGUCCAUGAAAAGGGAGAACAAGAACCUUCAAGAGGAAAUUUCUGACCUGACUGAGCAACUUGGUGAGGGAGGAAAGAGCAUCCAUGAGCUGGAGAAAAUCCGUAAACAGCUGGAGCAGGAGAAGGCUGAGAUACAGUCUGCUCUAGAGGAAGCUGAGGGAUCCCUAGAGCAUGAGGAGGGCAAGAUCCUGAGAGCACAGCUGGAGUUCAAUCAGGUCAAAGCUGACAUUGAACGGAAACUGGUGGAGAAGGAUGAGGAGAUGGAGAUGAAUAAGAGGAACCAGCAGAGAGUGGUGGAUACCCUGCAAAGCUCCCUGGAGUCAGAGACUCGCAGCAGGAAUGAAGCUCUCAGGCUGAAGAAGAAGAUGGAGGGAGAUCUCAAUGAGAUGGAGAUCCAGCUCAGCCAGGCCAACAGGCAGGCAGCAGAGGCCCAGAAGCAACUUAAGGGUCUUCAUUCCCAUCUGAAGGAUUCUCAAAUGCAGCUGGAUGAUGCUCUUCGUGGCAAUGAUGAUCUGAAGGAGAACAUUGCUAUUGUAGAGAGACGCAACAACCUGAUGCAGGCUGAACUGGAUGAGCUGAGAGCCAUGGUGGAGCAGACUGAGAGAGGCCGCAAACUGGCUGAGCAGGAACUGCUGGAUGUUAGUGAGAGAGUUCAGCUGCUGCACUCACAGAACACCAGCCUGUUGAGCCAGAAGAAGAAGCUAGAGGGUGACACAUCCCAGCUUCAGAAUGAAGUGGAGGAGGCUGUGCAGGAGUGCAGAAAUGCUGAGGAAAAGGCCAAAAAGGCCAUUACUGAUGCUGCCAUGAUGGCAGAGGAGCUGAAGAAGGAGCAGGACACCAGUUCUCAUCUGGAGCGCAUGAAAAAGAACAUGGAGCAGACCAUCAAAGACCUGCAGCACCGCCUGGAUGAAGCUGAACAAAUUGCCAUGAAAGGUGGCAAGAAGCAGAUCCAGAAGCUGGAGUCCAGAGUGAGGGAGCUAGAGAGUGAAGUGGAAAUGGAGCAAAGGAGGAGCAGUGAUUCUGUGAAAGGUGUCCGUAAAUAUGAGAGACGCAUCAAGGAGCUCACCUACCAGACUGAGGAAGACCGUAAGAAUUUGUCCCGUCUUCAAGACCUGGUGGACAAACUGCAGCUGAAGGUCAAAUCCUACAAGAGAACUUCAGAGGAGGCUGAAGAACAAGCCAAUUCUAAUUUGGGCAAGUUCCGCAAGAUUCAGCAUGAACUGGAUGAGGCAGAGGAGAGGGCUGAUAUUGCCGAGUCUCAGGUUAACAAGAUGAGAGCCAAGAGUCGUGAUUCCGGCUCCAAGAAAGGAAAGGAUGAAGAGUGAGGCCAAGAGUUGUGAUGCCAGCUGUCAGAAAGAACAUGAUGAAGAGUGAAGCUCUCAGAUGGACCUUUCUGAAAAUCUCCUGACUGUAGUGCUUCAGUUUUCUAUAUUCUCCAUGUAACAUGAGCAGAAUAAAGAAUCAACUAAAUUUAAAAUAGC
Oncorhynchus keta (chum salmon) is the source of this 6123-nucleotide messenger RNA. Its product is annotated as myosin-7-like. Gene Ontology annotation, molecular function: ATP binding; cytoskeletal motor activity; actin filament binding. Bases 154 to 5967 code for a protein of 1937 amino acids. The transcript is spliced from 40 exons. Gene Ontology annotation, cellular component: myosin complex. NCBI's taxonomy places the organism in Eukaryota, Metazoa, Chordata, Actinopteri, Salmoniformes, Salmonidae. The record is from RefSeq and is a predicted model, not a curated record.